AUGAAUUACACGUUAGAUGACCUCAGAGAAGAUUCAUUACGUUGUCUUCGGUCAGAGUUAGGAAAGCUUUUCCAAAGGCAAUCAAAGACAAUCAAAUUUGAUCGAAUAACAUUGAACAACCUCCAUUAUCAACUUGCAUUAACACUCGUUCAAAUUAUUAACUCAGAUACUGAACCACAACUUCAGAAAGAACUUAAUACACUCGUUGAUUACCAAAAACAGCUCCAAUUUUAUCAAAACGUAUUACGACACGAACAACAAGCUGCGGAAGAAGAGAUAAAGAGAGCACGAUUGGAUACAUCACAGCUCAGAAAGAGCUUUGAACUCCUUGAAAAUGAGCUAAUGGAACUCCAAUUGAGACAAAAGAAAAGAACUGAAUUAUUAAAGAGCAAAACCGAUGCUCAUUAUGCAGAGUUACAAGCAAAAUCAGCUGUUUCAGGUAGAGGAAGAAUGAUGCUCUCUUCAACUCGUGAUUCUUUAGCAAAUUUGAAAAGGAAUUAUUCGGAUUUAGUUAAUAAACAAGUCUUUGAAAUGAGAGAUAUCCAAAAGAAACUAACAAGUUACGUUAAAACAUCAAUGUCUCGUAUACAAAAUGAUGCUUUAUCUAAUGUCAAUUAUAAUCAACAAAAACAAAGGACAAAUGACGCCAAAGCUACAUUAAACAAGGCAAGGAAGCAAUAUACAGAAGCUAUCACAGUGAUAAACUGCUUAUUCGAGCAAAAUUUGCCUUUGAAUAGUACUUCAGAUUUAAGAACUGAUGAUUUACUUAGAUUUGUUCGUGACAGAUACAACACUCGUGUACAAUCAGAAAUUGACAAUGUUAAAAAGGAACUGCUUUCUAUUUUGCCAGAUCUUCAAUUUACAGGUAUGUCAAUAUAUGAUGCGAUCACUGAGCUUAUUAAAAGAAGGAUUGCUGAGAAGGAAGAAUACUGCAAGAAGAUUCUUCUUCGUAGCGCAAAGCGUGAAAAGAAAUUAAAAGAAAAACUUGCUGAAACAUUGUCAGAAUUGAAGCAACUCCGUUCCAGAUCAUUUGCUGACUCUUCGAGAAUCAUUACCGAGAUCAAUACAUUAAAGAACAAUUAUAAUAAUUCUCAAAUGACAUUAGAUCAAAAAGUCAUGAUGCUUACAGAGAGAAUCAAAUCACCAUCAAGUAGCUCAUCAUUUUCUUUUUCUCCAACUAGAGGAUCACCAUAA
This is a messenger RNA of Trichomonas vaginalis G3, 1194 nucleotides long. RefSeq lists its product as uncharacterized. The record is from RefSeq and is a predicted model, not a curated record. The transcript has a single exon. NCBI's taxonomy places the organism in Eukaryota, Parabasalia, Trichomonadida, Trichomonadidae. Bases 1 to 1194 code for a protein of 397 amino acids.